Messenger RNA from Vigna angularis (adzuki bean), 3541 nucleotides. Its product is annotated as protein NLP6. The transcript is spliced from 5 exons. Gene Ontology annotation, molecular function: DNA-binding transcription factor activity; protein binding. The record is from RefSeq and is a predicted model, not a curated record. Bases 228 to 3179 code for a protein of 983 amino acids. NCBI's taxonomy places the organism in Eukaryota, Viridiplantae, Streptophyta, Magnoliopsida, Fabales, Fabaceae.
UUUUAAUUCAACGUUCAAUCAUCUUUUCUCUCAACAAGCAAGUGGCAUAUCAUAGUGAAACUGUGAUUUUGUUACAUAUUCUUAUAUUCUCCACCUUCUGCAGUUUUACUCAAGCAUUGUUAUCGAUUGUAUAGUUUUCAACUCUCUUCAUUCUCCUAAUCAUUACAAAGUUCCAAAACUAAUCACUCUGUACACCCCAGUUUUCAAGGAAAAGCAUCCUUGUGAAAAUGUCAGAAUCCAAGGAAGAAAAUCCUGACUUUCUUCCCAAGUCAAAGCCACAGGAGGAACAUGGGUUUGCCAUGGAUUUUGACAUUGGCUUCGAAAGUCUAUGGCCCUUGGAUCAUCUAUCUUUGGUCUCCAACCCCAUGUCUCCUUUUCUCUUAUCCACUAUCGAACAACCUUUUUCUCCUGUCUGGGCUUUUUCUGAUGUUGAAGAUGAGCAAAUCAGAAUUGCAACUGCAGGUAACACAAAAGCAGUAAUUGAAAAUCCAGUUGAAAAUUAUGACAACAAGAAAUAUGUGUCACCAUCUCUUGUAGCCGUGCCACCUUCAGAAAAUUCAGAUGGCUAUUGUCUAAUCAAGGAAAGAAUGACACAAGCACUUCGCCACUUCAAAGAGUUGACUGAACAGAAUGUUCUUGCUCAGGUUUGGGCACCUGUGAGGAAUGGAAACCGGUAUGCACUCACAACUUCAGGCCAACCAUUUGUUCUUGAUCCACAUAGUAAUGGACUUCAUCAGUAUAGAACAGUGUCUCUGAGGUAUAUGUUUUCUGUGGAUGGAGAGAAUGAUGAAAUACUGGGACUUCCUGGUAGAGUUUUUCAGCAAAAAAUUCCAGAAUGGACUCCUAAUGUUCAGUACUAUUCUAGCAAAGAGUAUCAGCGCCUAAACCAUGCACAACAUUACAAUGUUCGUGGAACCUUGGCUCUACCUGUGUUUGAGCCUGCAGGGCAUUCAUGUGUAGCUGUACUGGAGUUGAUAAUGACUGCACCGAAGAUUAACUAUGCUCCUGAGGUUGACAAAAUCUGCAAAGCCCUUGAGGCAGUUAAUUUAAGGAGUUCAGAGAUUUUGGAGCAUCCAUACAAUCAGAUUUGUAAUGAAGAUCGCCAGCACGCAUUAGCCGAGAUUUUGGAGAUACUGACAAUUGUAUGUGAGACUCAUAGUUUGCCUCUAGCACAAACAUGGGUUCCAUGUAAGCAUCGGAGUGUCUUGGCACAUGGUGGUGGUCAUAAGAAAAGUUGCUCAAGUUUUGAUGGUUGUUGCAUGGGGCAAGUAUGCAUGUCUAUAACUGAGGUAGCAUUCUAUGUCAUAGAUGCUCAUACAUGGGGUUUCCACGAGGCUUGUGUUGAGCAUCACUUACAACAAGGUCAAGGGGUUGCUGGGAGGGCAUUUUUGUCUCACAACAUGUGUUUCUGUGGGAACAUUACUCAAUUCUGCAAAACUGAAUAUCCCUUAGUACAUUAUGCUCUCAUGUUUGGUUUAACCAGCUCUUUUGCAGUAUGCUUACAAAGCUCUCAUACAGGAAAUGAUGAAUAUGUGAUAGAGUUUUUUCUUCCGCCAAGGAUCACAGAAUUUAAUGAACAAAAGACUUUGUUGAGGUCAAUAUUGGCCACAAUGAAGCCACAUUUUCAGAGUCUUAAGAUUGCUGCUGGUGUUGAACUUGAGCAGAAUUGUUCAAUUGAAAUUAUAGAACCAAGAAAAGAAAGAGUUCAUUUGUGGUUUGAAUCAAUUCCAAUUACUCAAUCUUCUAUGUCGCCACCUAGACAUGCCUCCCCAAGUAUGGGGGAGAGGCUGCCACUGGAGCCAUCUGAGCAGCAAAUAACAACAGACUUUGAUGACAUAAAUGAUGGAAGGAAUCUCGGUGAUAAUACAGAUGGGCACAUUGAUCAGAAUACUUCCUUGGAACCCAGAACCAAAAAGAAACCCUCAGAGAGAAAACGUGGAAAAGCUGAGAAAUCUAUUAGUCUUGAUGUUUUGCAACAUUACUUCACUGGAAGCCUUAAGGAUGCUGCAAAGAGCCUUGGUGUUUGCCCUACUACAAUGAAACGCAUCUGUAGGCAACAUGGGAUAUCGCGUUGGCCAUCUCGAAAGAUCAAAAAGGUUAACCGUUCCCUAUCCAAGCUAAAGUGUGUCAUUGAAUCAGUCCAUGGUGCUGAAGGUGCCUUUGGUUUGAACUCUCUAAGUAAUGGUUCACUUCCCAUUGCUGCUGGUUCCUUUUCUGAGCCCUCCACUUCAAACAAGUUCAACUGCCAAACCUCAUUGACCAUUAGGCCAUCAGAACCUAAGAUCAAUGAACAAGAUUUUGAUGCUUCUAGAGCAUCAGAAAAAAACAGACAAGCUGGGUUGGAAGCUCACUUUUUAAGUACAAGGACACAAAAUCCUGAGAAAGCGAUUAAUGAAAAAGUUGUGGCCGUUCAGGAGAUUGGCACUAAAGGUACAACCAGGUUUAGAACUGGGAGUGGCUCAAGUGAAGAGAGUGCAAAUCCUUCUCCUCAUGGUUCAUGCCAAGGUAGUCCCCCAAAUGAAAUGUCCCCUCCAAAAGAUAUAUUUGUAACAGGUACCAGUGAGCAAUGUCUUGUUUUAAGGGGAUCACUGGGGUCAACACUGCACUCAACUAGUACACCCAACCGUGCAACUGCAAACCCUAUGCCUAAUUUUGUGGAAACCACAGAACCUCAAGAACCAUUUGGAGGACAACUUCUUGAGGGUGUUGGUAGUUCUAAGGACUUGAGGAAUCUAUGUCGUUCAGCCGAUGCUGUUUUGGAGGAUCAGGUUCCAGAACCUUGCAGGAUGAAUCCUCAAUGUUCUGAUUUGGCUCCUGUGCAGCACAUGGAUACUAAUAACAUGACACCUUUCGCAGUUAGGAAAGAGUUGAAGAAUGUGACCAUUAAGGCAAGUUACAAAGAAGAUAUCAUAAGGUUUAAGAUCUCUUUGAACUGUGGCAUUGUGGAAUUAAAAGAAGAAAUUGCCAAAAGAUUGAAACUAGAGGAGGGAACAUUUGAUAUCAAGUAUUUGGAUGAUGAUCAUGAAUGGGUUUUGAUAGCCUGUGAUGCAGACCUGCAGGAGUGCAUGGACAUCUCAAGAUCAUCAGGCAGCAACAUAAUCAGGCUUGUGGUGCAUGAUAUUCUGCCCAUUCUUGGAAGCUCUUGUGAGAGCUCAGGAGAUUGGAAAGGUUGUAUAUAGUUUGGUUUGUACUUAGCUAUUCAGAAUCUUUAGUUGUAAGGGUAGGUCUUUCUAAAAGAUAUUAUGGUUUUAGAUUUGUGCAUAUUGCAAGAAACCGUAACGUUGGAUUUAAGUACUUCAAGUUUCUAUAAUCACUGUCUUCCAAUAGUUGCUUAUCACCCAGAAAGAAAUGGGAAAAAAGAAAGAAAAGGUUUCGAUUUGUUGAAAUGUAAUGUCUUUAUUAUUAUUAAUAUUUAUGUAAGGGAUUUUACAUUUUAAGGUUUUGUCAAGGUUUUCCGCCCGUUUACUUUUCAGAAUUAUUGUCUCAGUAGGAAGUUGUAUCGAAGUUUUAAGUGAAAUAAAACUUUUUAGUUUUUUUUCAA